AUGAGAUGCCAGCCUCUCUUCGAGAAUGUACUCGAGGUCCCAGGAAUCCACCUGAUGCCCCCUUUUCUCUCUCCUCCCCCGCCGGCCCCUUCUUUCAUACUACCUAUCCUGCGCCUCGGCCGCAUCUUGAAGCGCCGGGUACUCUGUCUCCCUCGUCCCGCAGGUAAGAUAUUGCGAGCUGACUGAGAACAGGUGUCGCUUGGGUUGGGUUGUUGUUGCCGGGAUAAGUAGGGGGAAGAAGCAGAGAUACGGCCAGUGCCCAGAGUAAGCUGCCCGCUCGACUUUUAGAGUUGCACCAGCUCGACCCCUGGAGACGAAAAUGGGGUGAUCCAUCAGCAACGGAAGAGAUAGGUCAUGCGCAGUUGUUCAGUAGUCUUGACAGUUUACUCCACAUCAGCUCCUGCGUGCCGCUUUACAUCAAUAUUGUUAUGUGUGGCAAUGCCAAGUUGCGGUGGGUUUCUGCCAUGGCAGAGCUGGAGAAGUUUCUUCUUGGGAUAUAUACAGCCGUCCCUCUUUUUGUGUUGCUCACCGGGCCUUAAUAUUGUGAGACUAGCGAUCCCUUCAGUCGCAGUGUAGACACACUUUAUGGACUUGAUUGGGAAUCGUUAGAUGAACCAAGCAAAAGAGAUCCGUCCGAAAAAACUUCAACGCCUCUGAGUAUUGCUCUCCAAGAGACUGAAUAAUUGCGUCCAACCCAGAUCAAUUCAUCCGCCCAUUGCGCAGAUGACAGCCAUGUUCACAUUGUCAGACAUCGUUCCCCUGUUUCCGUGUGUCUACGCAAAUACAUUGCAAGCAUAAUAAAUAGAUCACCAUCUUCAUUAAGGACC
Molecule: messenger RNA, 827 nt
Organism: Chondrus crispus (carragheen)
Lineage: Eukaryota; Rhodophyta; Florideophyceae; Gigartinales; Gigartinaceae
Exons: 2
Coding region: 1-186 (61 amino acids)
Source: RefSeq, a predicted model, not a curated record